Archocentrus centrarchus (flier cichlid) is the source of this 616-nucleotide messenger RNA. RefSeq names its product zinc finger protein 492-like. Gene Ontology annotation, molecular function: DNA-binding transcription factor activity; RNA polymerase II cis-regulatory region sequence-specific DNA binding. The transcript has 2 exons. The annotation marks the transcript as partial. Lineage: Eukaryota; Metazoa; Chordata; Actinopteri; Cichliformes; Cichlidae. The record is from RefSeq and is a predicted model, not a curated record. Gene Ontology annotation, biological process: regulation of transcription by RNA polymerase II.
UGUGAUCAGUGUGGGAAGGAUUUUACUAAUAAGGGUUUAUUAAAAAUACAUAAAGUGAUCCACACUGGAGAGAAGCCGUUCAGCUGUGACUUGUGUGGAAAGUCUUUUACCCGGGCUGGAAACUUAAAAACACACCAACUCAUCCACAGUGGAGAGAAGCCGUACAGCUGUGAUCAGUGUGGCAGAGCUUUUAAUCACAGUAGCAGCUUAAAGAAGCAUCAAGUCACCCACUCUGGAAUUAAGGCAUACAGCUGUGACUAUUGUGGAAAAACUUUCAGUCACCUAAGAAGCAGAAAUGCACACCUACGCAUUCACACUGGACAUGAUGUGUACUGCUGUGAUCAGUGUGGCGAAAAGUUUGGAACAGACCAACAUUUACAAUCCCACAUGUUUACCCACACUGAGGAGAGACCUCAUAAAUGUGACCUGUGUGAUAAGACUUUUAAAGCUCCACAGUACCUGAGAGCACACCAACAGAUCCACAGCAGAGAGAGACUCUACAAGUGCAGUUACUGUGAGAAGUGAUCCUUACAGAUCAAUCAGAGGCUGCACAGUACAGCCCUGCUGACACGGCAGAGGAACCACAUGGAAACAUGAUCUUUAAAUCCAUGUUUAA